Molecule: messenger RNA, 1212 nt
Organism: Plasmodium yoelii
Lineage: Eukaryota; Apicomplexa; Aconoidasida; Haemosporida; Plasmodiidae
Product: conserved Plasmodium protein, unknown function
Exons: 1
Coding region: 1-1212 (403 amino acids)
Source: RefSeq, a predicted model, not a curated record
AUGAGCAUAACUUCCAUGGAAUUUGAUCAAACGCAAAUUCGACAGCCCUCCGAGAAAAUCAAUAGUGUGGAUUAUAUUGAUAAUAAUGAGAAUAAGAGUGACUUCAAUUUGGAGAAGGAAAUACAUAAUAUCCUAGUUGUGUUUGGAAUGGUCACAGAAAUUAUACUUUCAGAUAACCACCUCUUAGAAUAUGUAAGCUUCAAUGACAUAUAUAAAAUAUUGCUUUGUAUAUUUAGAGCUCGUUACGAGGAUAUAUUAAAUGGUCUACAAAAAAACACUGUGAAAAAUGACGAAAAAUAUAAAGAGGGGAAAAUAGAGAACGAAACCCCAAAAGGGGAUGAAAGAGAUUUACCACAAUAUAAUGAUUCACAUAAAAAAAAAAUUGAAAAUAUAAACAAAUCUAAAAAUAAUAAAGUUAAUGAUAUAUAUGGAGACAAUGAAUUAGCAAAAGAAAUAAAAUUAAAAUUUUCUCAAAUGUUUUAUGGUUCACCUGACAAAAAAACAAAUGGCAAUAGUAAUAACAAAAAUAUUAUGCGAUUAAUACCUAUGAAUAGUUUAAAUUAUAUUAAAUAUGCAAUAACAGGUUGUAUAUAUUUACAUGGGAAAAUAUCAACCCGAAAAUUGUCAUUGAGACAUAUAUUAAAUAGCCUUGAUUUUAAUCUCUAUAUAUUAAAUAAUUACAUGAAUACAGAAAAUAGCUUAACAGCAAAUAGUGAUUUAAAAACAUUAGCUUUUAUUAUUAAUCAAUACCAACCUAUUGUUAAGGAAAAUAUUUAUAAUGAGAAAGAAGAAAGUCUAAAAAUGGAAAAAGCUAGUUUAUGUGCAUCAUCUUUUAAUAUAUCAAAUAAUAUAUUUAAAUACUCUUUAUUAUUUGAAUUAAUAUUUAUAACUAGAUCACCAUUUAUUAUUAACAAAUUUAUAUAUUCAGUUUUCAAUGACAUGCUAUGUAUACCAAAUAUAAAUAAUAAAUAUAAUGAUAUUGUUAUUGUUAUAUCAUGUAUUUUAUUUGUUAACCAUUUCUUUUAUCAUCUUAAUCAUCACCAUAAAAUGGCUUCUCCAUAUUUUAAGUUAAUUAAAAAGAUGUAUAUGUCUCAAGUUGAAAAAAUUAUUAAUAUUUUUAUACUUUUAAAUCCAACUACCUAUGCAUCAGAAAUGAAAAAUGUUAUUUCUUUGGUCAAAGAAAUUGCCAACUUAUAUUCUAUUACCUAUUGA